UGCAUUUAUUUCGUUUCACUUGGUGACAUUACUCCGGUCACUACUGACUAAACUUGUUACGAUCACUAUCCAAAUGAAAGGGACAGAUGUUUCUUUUAACUUAAGUCGGGUAGUACUUUUACAGUAGGGGCUUGGCAGUUAAGAUCUAUAUAAUCCAAAAGCCAUAAUGGGUGAAAGAACGUUGAUUCUCGAGGGUCUGCCGGAUUAUUUAGACCGCGUGAAAUCAAAACUGGAAUUAUAUUUUAAAAAUAAGAGGAGAUCAGGCGGAGAGAUUUUGCAGAUUCGGGAGGACCCUGAAAACAAACGAAAAGCGCUGCUCAUUUACGUGAAUGAAAUGGAUUUAAAGAAAGUUCUUGAAAAACGAGUCCACCGAAUCGAUUUUAAAGGCAUUGGCGUCGUCGAACUAACAGUUAAACUUCUGCAAGAGCAAUGUACUGAUGUUGAAAGAGUUACAGCUUCUGUACCACCUACAAGUCAGCUACAAACGCUUGAACAUAGCAAAGUAGCGCAAGGCACUGGCGACAAGGCUGGGACUGAAAUUCACAAAGGAAAUGAAAAGAAUACCAAUGCACUUAACUUGCUCAUCAGCACGGUGGAAUCAAUUGAAAAAGAUACUCUUACAAUGUAUUUUGAACAGUUUACAGAGCACGUUGAAAUAAUAAAUCAUGGACAAAACAGCUGGAUCCUAAAGCUAACCAACCAGACAGAUUUACAGAAAAUUCUGACACAGGAAGAGCAUGAAUUCGGUCUGUCUGUGGAGGUGUAUAAAGAAGGAUAUGUGGCAGACAAAUGGGACCCACAUCGUUUCAUCUUAACUGGGUUCAAAGACAGCUGCAAAUGUAAACUGAUUACAGUGUUUAUUGGUAGCUGCAGUCAAAAAUCAGAUCAUACAUGGGAGCUUCUAGAUGAUGACAGAAUUGUGGUCACCUUCAAAGAAGAUAUUGAUGCACAGUCAUUCUUGAAGAAGUGUGCGAGUAAAAGGCUACAGGACAUGGAGAUUGCGGCCAUUCAGUUAGAGCUCACGGAUUCAGUUCUGGUACAGGGGGAUCUGAGCAAAAUUAAGGAAGAUAUUCUUAAUCUCUACUUCAGCAACAAGAAAAGGAGUGGAGGAGGGGAAAUUAAGUCCUUAGUAUGGGUUAAGGAAAACAACAGUGCGAUGAUAUCAUUUGAAGAUUGUUACGUUGCACAACAAGUCGUGGAGCAGAAGCAUCAUCUCUGUAACACAGAGCUUAGCACUUUGCUUUACUAUCCAUGUCAGAAUAAGGGUUUGAUGGGAAAAAUGCCUUCAUUGUCUAACAUACCUACAAGCAUAAUCGUUCCUGUUGAAGAGAACAUCCUCAGUUUCAUUGAAAAAAACGAACAGCACAAAAAUGACUUUCAAAAUCAGCUUAAGAUGGUUCAUGCUAAUGUCACUUUUGACAAGACCACAUCUCCCAAAGUGAUUGUGCUGGAGAUGGAUAUAGACAAAGAGUCUUUAGGUGCAUUGCGAGUUGGUCUCACUUGGGAGAGCAAGGCCAGAAAUGAAGCACUAGCCUUCCUGAGCAAGUACAGCAUGGCUGAGCUGGAUCUUGAGGUCGAGGUGUGGAAACGAAUAAAGAAUGAAUGCCUCCAAUUACUCACUUUUGAUGUUAAUGUUUCAUUCAUGGAGGACAAAUGCAAAAUUGUUGGACUUAAAGAACAAGUCAGUACCAUUUUAUACAAGAUUAGGAAUAUUCAAAAGGUUGCCACUGCAGAUUUAGAAGUAGAAAGGAACACUGUUGAUAAUGUGAUUCAAUUUGAUUCAAAAGAGAUGUUUGAGUUGGUAGCACAAAAUGUACAUUCCAAAAUUCAGAGUGUGAAUUUUUCUAAAGAUGAAAGUACUCUGACCUUUCAUCUUAGAGGUUUGAAAGAUAAUGUAAGUGAUGCUGAGAUGGUCAUCAAGCAAUCCCAGGACAAUGUUAUCUUUCAACACUUGAAACUUUCAACUCAUCUGCUUCAGUUUCUGAAGAACUUAGAUCUAAAGAAAUUUGAGCAAGAUCAUUUUGUGACAAACCUUAUUCCAGCUUCCUUUCUGAGCAAUGGAGAUCUUUUUGGCAUCCUUGUAGAAAAAGAAAAUGUCAAGAAAGUUGAAAAAAAAGUUGAAGAGAUCAUUAAAGAGGAGGUCAUCCAUCUUACACCUGAUCUAACUACUAUGAUAAACAGUGAAAACUGGGUGUACUUUCUAAAGUCACUUAAAGAUGAAGUGGAAUUAAGCCAUAAUGCUCACAGUGUUAGCAUAACACUUUCAGAGCUACAAAUUAUUAUUUGUGGAUAUGCUCAAGUAGUGGCAGAUCUUUCACAAAAAGUGAAACAUUAUCUGGAGAAAAAGACACCAGCAACUGAAGAUGUCCAUUUGAAAUCUCUUCAAGAAGUGGAGUUUGUUGACUCUUGUAUGAAUUUUUCAGAAAUCCCAGAGUUCUGUAACCUUGGCAUAACCAUACAUGCUUGUAGAACACAGAACUCUCCUUGUCUAAAGAUUACUACAACAAAAGAAAACAUCCAGAAUGCAAUAAGUUUGGUGAAGAAGCAUGUGUCCUCCAUUUGCAUGGAGAAGCAAACUUAUUCUAAAGCUGGAGAGUCAAAGGUCAUACAUAAACAUGAGGCCAAUGUUAAUGCCAAAGCCAGGGAGUGGCAUUGCAAGGUUUACUUAUCAACAAAGAAUGUGUGUGCAGUCAGCUACUCCCAUAAAAUAAGCAACUGCAUCACUUUAACAAUUGCAGAAGGUGAUUUGCUGCAUUGUAUAGUUGAUGCUUUUAUUUGUCCCAUGAAAAGAAACCUAGCUUUUGAAAAUCCCAUUGCCAAAGAGUUCCUUCAAGUUGCAGGUUCUCAGAAUCAAGAAGUGUGUAAGAAGAUCCAGAAACAAAUGCAAACUUUACUAGCUGGGGAUGUAGUCCUCAGUGACCCAGGAAAUCUCCAAGCCAAGACCCUUAUUUAUGCUGUGUUACCUGACAGUGGCCAGUAUUUGAGCUCUCAUUACAUGGAAUCAGUCGUUCUUGAAAGUCUCCGGGAAGCAGAAAUUAAAAAUUGUGCUUCUAUUGCAAUGCCAGCAAUUGGCUGUGGGACUUUUGGAUUUUCUGUCAAAGAAAGUUGCAUGGCAAUCAGGGCAGCAAUACAGAAGUUCAGCAAUGAUAAUCCAAAUUCCACAACAAAUAUGAAAAACAUAUUUGUGGUAGAUUCUGAUGUGAAAACAGUGAAAGAAUUCAACACGACCAUUGCUCAAAUGGGUUUUUCUAAUACAUCUGCCCAUCCAACAAGCACUGCAUCUCAAUCAGACACUGAAGUGACUGUUCAUGGAGUGUUGGUAUCUCUCAAAAAAGGAGACAUCACCAAAGAGACAGUGGAUGUCAUUGUUAAUUCCAAUAACAUAUCAUUGGAUCUUAACACAGGUGUUUCUGGUGCAAUUUUGAGUGGAGCUGGUAAAUCUGUUGAAGAUGAAUGCAAAAAGCAUGGUCCUCAAAAACAUAAUGGAGUGGUGUUCACAAGUGGUGGUAACCUUUCAUGUAAGCAUAUCGCUCAUAUGGUUGGGCCCAAGAGUGCUGAUGAUAUUGUAGUCUCCAUUGAGAAAAUCCUGAACUUGUGUGAAAGCAGUAAGGCUGCCAAAGUGGCCGUCCCUGCGAUUGGGACAGGAAGAGGAAGUAUUGGAGCAAAAGAAUCAAUCAAAGCUAUAAUUGCUGGACUUGAAAACCAUUUGACAAAGUCAAAGUCAUCCUGCCUUAAGGAAAUCAUUGUAGCAGUAUUUGAGCAAAAGGUUUUGGACGCAUACUGCAGUUAUUUCAAAGAGAGGAUCAAGAAGCCAUCUGCUACAAGGACACAAACAGCACAUAGUACAAUGCCUGCAAAUCAAGUCAAAAUUGCAGGUGUAAGGAUUGAGGUAAAGAAAGGUAACAUCACCAAUGAAACUGUCCAAGGAAUUGUCAACACCACCAAUGACCAGAUGAACUUGAAAAGAGGAGUAUCAGGGGCCAUAUUCAGAGCAGCUGGACCCUCUGUUGAGCAAGAAUGUCAAAAACAUGGGAAACUUCAGAGUGAUACAACUGCAGUAACCAGUGCUGGAAAUUUACAAUGUGAUUACAUCAUUCAUAUGAUGGGACCCCAUUCUGCAGUGGAUGCCACCUUACGGGUGAAGAAAGUAUUGGAGCGAUGUGAAGAGAAGCAGAUCAGAACUGUUUCCUUUCCUGCUGUUGGCACUGGUGGGGGCAGGCUUAAGAAUAUGGAAUCCAUUACUGCCAUGCUACAAGGCUUUGAAGAGCAUUUAUCUAUGUGUGCCUCUACUGCUAUUAAACUCAUCUAUGUUGUAAUUGACCAAGAUGAAGUUCUGAGUGAGUUCCUGCAAGGUCUGAAACAAUGGGCUGCAAACACCCAGGAGGACAGUGACGAUGAAGAUGGUGAAUUGGAGGAUGAGGAAUUUGAAUCAUGUUGCAGUUUGGAUGAAGAUGAAGAAGAAGAGAAUGUGGGAAAUGCAAAUCCUACAGAAGCACUUAUUGGUCCAGUCAGAGUGAAAGUGUUUUGUGGUGACAUCACAAAACAGGCAACAGAAGCAAUUGUGAGCAGCACUAAUACCAGCCUUAAUCUACGCUCAGGUGUAUCAGGGGCUAUUCUUAAAGCUGCAGGACAGAGUGUUGAGGAAGAGUGCAAGAAAUUUGGUACUCAACCCAGUAACGGUGUGGUCCUUACCAAAGCGGGAAACCUUCCGAUUAAGAAUAUUGUUCACAUGGUUGGUCAGACCAAGGAGAAAGAAAUUACCAGGUCCAUGUAUAAAGUUCUAAAGAAGUGUGAAGAAAGCACUAUUCAGUCAGUCUCUUUUCCUGCUCUUGGAACUGGAGCAGGGAACUUAGCAGCAUCUCAGGUGGCAAAUGCCAUGAUUGACGCUGUGGCCAAUUUUUCCAUUGACUCACCAAUAUUUUUAAAAAGUGUCCAUAUUGUCAUUUUCCAACAAAAAAUGUUGCAAGACUUUCAAGAAGCUCUGAAGAAGUUUAAGAAAAUCUCCCUGAGAAGUUUAGGCCAAACAAAACAAACCCAGGUAGGAUCAAACCCAGUCAACCCACCAUUGUGCCUUGCUGCUGCGACAGCUGCAGUGACGUUCCCUGUCACGAAUGUUGAGGUAUAUGGGCUCUCUAGUGUUGACCUUGCCAAGAUCAAAAAGUUCCUUGAAGAUCUUAUUUCUGAAGAGUGCACCAGCAAGGAAAUCCAGUCCUCCCACCUGGCAAGUCUUCCUAAAGCUGAGAAAGAGGCCAUUGUAGCACUCAGCCAGAGCAAUCAAGUGUGUGUGCUUGUGGCUGCCCCAGACAAGUUGACUGUGUCAGGGAAGAAGGAUGAUGUUUUAGAUGCUGUCUUGAAGAUCAACAACUUCCUUCAGGCAGCCAGGGACAGGGAGACUCAGAAAGGUGAGGAGAGGAGACUGAGGGAAACUCUUUGCUGGGAGAAGGCAGAAGGUGAUGCAUGGGUAUCACUGGAGUCCAGCAUUAGCUACCAACUGGAACUAGCAUUCCACAAGAAAGAGCAGAUGCUUACGUACCAGGAGAAAGGAGACACCUAUACAGUAGACUUCAAGGAGAUGAAAGUGGUAAACAUAAAGGGGAACACCUGUAGGAUCAAAAGGACCCUGCUGGGGGACUCAGAGACAGCCAUUAUUCAGUCUCCACCAACCUGGGAUAAAAUGGAUGGAAGGGACCUGGAAAUAAUUACUCUCCUUGAAGAUACAGAAGAGUACAAGAAAAUAGGGAAAGACUUUUUACACUCAUGUAAACUUCAAAAUAUAGCUGCUGUCCAAGUUGUGCAGAUACAGCGAAUCCAGAGUCAACGACAAUGGCAAAGAUACUCUGUGCUGAAACAGGCAGUUGAUAAGAAAUAUCCCAAACAGAAAAAUGAACAGUUUCUUUAUCAUGGCACUACCAAGGACAUUUGUGAGAAAAUAAAUAAGAAUGGUUUUAAUAGGAGCUUCUGCGGGAGAAAUGCUGUUGUUCAUGGUGAUGGCACCUACUUUGCCAAAGAGGCCUGGUACUCCUGCCAGGAUCGGUACUCAAACAAGGAUGAGAAUGGACUCAAAUACAUCUACAAAGCCAGAGUUGUGACUGGGUUACCAUGUAAAAGUCGAAAAGGAAUGAAGGAGCCAGACCCCCUGGACCCAAACGACCCCAAGGCUGGCUUAUAUGACUGUGCGGUGGAUAAUUUACAAUGUCCAUUCAUCUUUGUGGUGUUCUGUGAUGCAGGGGCCUACCCAGACUACCUCAUCACCUUUAAGAAUGUAUAACUCCACAACCUUUUGGGGUUUUUAAUACUUCAGCUUCCUUUGACUUAUGUUUCCCAGGCCUAGACCACCUAAGCAAUAACAAUGAUUUUAAUUAUUUCUCACUCUGUGUAAUACUUACACUGAUUUACAAAAUCAAAUGAAGAUUAGUAAAUACACUUAAAGCAAAAUAAUACCUAAAUAUGAAGGAUCUGAAGGAUUUAAAAAAUCAAUUAAUUAAAUGUGCUUUCACACUUAAAUACAAUAAAUAGAACUGAAGAAUCUUA
Molecule: messenger RNA, 6531 nt
Organism: Electrophorus electricus (electric eel)
Lineage: Eukaryota; Metazoa; Chordata; Actinopteri; Gymnotiformes; Gymnotidae
Gene: parp14rs3
Product: poly(ADP-ribose) polymerase family member 14-related sequence 3
Biological process (GO): negative regulation of gene expression
Cellular component (GO): cytoplasm; nucleus
Molecular function (GO): NAD+ poly-ADP-ribosyltransferase activity; transcription corepressor activity
Source: RefSeq, a predicted model, not a curated record